AAGCCAGUAUCCGCGCUGCAGGUUUGGACUAAAUGUUUUUGCUAAAAGUGUUUCUUUAAGCGUCACAAAAUGUACACACCACCUUUCGAGAGAUGUAAUUCGUCAAUGAGGACACAUUCAACUUAGAAAACAGAAAUGACACAGUGAGAACUUACGUUUUGAUUCCACGUGUAGCCCUCGUGGGUCAACCUUCGUCGCAGACUCAACUGCUAAAUAACUUUGAUUUCGGCCUUUAUCACAUCAUCUAAACCUUGGUUGGUCGAUUGUGUCUCUGCCCAAGUGCUUGCUCUGCGGGCUCAGAGGUAGGCAUGAACCCCCCGAAGAGGCUCCGGUCCACAGGAGAUGAGGAAGAACCACCGACAGGAGGGAAGGAGGAGGGGGGAGCUGUGGAUGUGAGUAUUGUCAUGCCAAUGUACAAUGCAUCCUGUUGGCUGGAUGAAUGUCUGCAGGCCAUAUUACAUCAAGACUACACUGGCACCAUGGAGCUGUCUGUCUUUGAUGACGCAAGCACUGAUGACUCGAGGACAGUGGUGGAGGGCUGGAAGGAGAGGCUGGAGGAGAGGGGCGUCUCCGUGGUGAUCUCCGGCCACAACUCAUCCCAACCCAGAGGAGUGGGAUAUGCGAAGAACAAGGCAGUGUCUCAGAGCUGUGGGCAAUACUUGUGCUUUCAGGAUGCGGAUGAUGUUAUGCUUCUCCAAAGAGUUGGUCUGCAGUAUGACGCCUCUGUCCUCCACCCACACUCUCUGAUUGGCUGUCAAGUUCAGAGGGUCCCUGAGGGCUCUACGGAGCGUUACACCCGCUGGAUCAACAUGAUCUCUCAGGAUCAGCUCCUCACACAGAUGUACACCUCUCAUGGGCCAACAGUUGUCAUGCCGACGUGGUUCUGCUCGAGGAACUGGUACCUGAAGGUUGGACCGUUUGAUGAGGGGGGCAAGGGAGUCCCGGAGGACUUGAUCUUCUUCUACCAGAGUCUUCGUCAGGGAGGGGGCAUGGCCAGGGUCGACCAGUGCCUGUUGGUGUACCGUUACCACGAGAAGGCCACCACACACUCUGUAACAGAGGAAACCAUUUGGAAGCUGCGAGUGGACUUCCUACAGGAGAGAGUUCUCAGCCAAUGGGAGAGCUUCACCAUAUGGAACGCUGGGAAACAGGGCCGGAAGCUGUACCGAAGCCUGAGCCCGACCAAUCAAAAGAAGGUGAAGGCUUUCUGUGAUGUCGAUGAGAACAAGAUCCAGAAAGGUUUUUACACAUAUGAGGACUCUGAGCAAAGACCCAAGCCAAAAGUCCCAGUUCUACACUACAAAGACGCCUCGGCCCCCUUCAUUAUCUGUGUAAAACUGGACAUGACAGGAGGCGUUCUGGAGGAAAACCUCAACUCCUUGCAGCUAAAGGAAGGAACUGAUUACUACCAUUUCAACUGACAGCUCAGAGUGAUGGAGACGUGAAGAGGAGCCCUGCUGCUUUAGAAGAGGAAUGCACACAGACUGAGGGAUAGACAGGUGAUAAGAAAGGAGUGAACUAAACACUGGCACAAUAACUCUACCAAGGCUAGGGAAAGAGUACAUUUUAAUGUAUGUUUUAAGCGUUAAAAGAUUCUUUCUAUCUGUGGAAAUUGGUGUGAAAAUGUAAAAGUGCAAAGUUGACGCAACCGCUGAUGAAAGCAAAACAGUUUUAUCCCAGCCCUGUUUCCUCCACCACAAUAGUGAGAUAGCUAUCUUUGUUAGAUGAGAACACUCUCUCAGUUCUGUUAAUUAAAUAUGAGGUUACAGCCAGGAGAAGCAAGCCUGGAAACAGUGCACCAAAGCACGCUCCUGCCACAUUACGCAUGCUAAGGCACGACAUGAGACCUUUCUUUUCCAUAUUCUAAUUAGGAAAAGUUCUUUAUAGUACUUUUUUGUGCAGUGCAUACCACUGGUUGCUCAGAGGGAACUUACAAAACUGCGACAUCCUGCUCUAACCCGCUAUUCUUGAUUAGCCAAGUCAUUUUUCUAAAUUACAAGACCAAGAUUUAAAAAAAGAACACAGGCUAAAUCCUGUCAUGUUCAUAAUUCAGCAGCUGUUCCUCUGUUAGGUUUGGGAUGAAAGAAUGGAGUAUUGUGCGCUGUGCUGCGUUGAAGAGGAUGUUACGCUACCUAACGUCACUAUGACAGUCAGGUAAGACUCCCACCUACAUUGAGUACUAUCCACAGUGGAAAACGAUAUAGAAAAAAACAUCAUCUGCCAAAAGGGGUUGAGUCGUGUUGAGUUUAGCUGAACCAUGCAGGAGUAAUUAGGAAUAUUUAACACAUCAUAUCACAUUUGUUUUAUUCAUACAAAAAAUAAGAAUGGGGAGUAUUGUAUAACCCAGAAUGUUCUUUAAUUUCCAGGUUUUUGUAUCCUGUUUUAACGUACUCAUUUUUGUAAGAAUCAAACAAACUUUGUGCUAAAGUACGCUAACCAUCCAGCCUGUGGCUUCAUUCUGCUCAACAGAUUAGAUUGAAAGAAGUGAGAACAGGGAAGAAGUAAGUAUGUUUAUUUCCCCCAAAUACCAACCUAUUUCAUAAAAAAAACUUGAACUUUGGUUUUCAUGCCAAAAGAAGGAUCUGUUUCUCAUGCCAGAGGAUAUUUCUGUUGCCGAUGUUGUAGGAAUAAAAUGUUUCUAUGUUUUCUAACCCUGUGUGCCCGGAGAUUGGUAUUUGCCAACCUGUACGCUUGAACUAGUGUUGAAGUUAGAGGAAGCCAUGUGAGUCAGCACCAUCACAGAAGGUUUAACUUAUAAAGGGCGGGAUGUUUUAUAACCGGAAUCACUCCGAUUUCUCAAUAGCCUUCGCUGAUGCAACCAUGCAAAAUCAGAUACACGCACACAGCUGCUGCAAAUGUACAAACAUGGAUACUGCAUGUAUUUGUUUUUCUUUCCCGGGGUCUCUUAUGAAAUCUGAAGAACAAUAACCUCUUUAAGAGAGCACAGUUCAGAUACAUAAACACGCAUAAAAAGUUUAUUUUACCUCACAGAGUGUGGAGUUUUUCCGCCCAAAGGUAAACAGACCUUUACCCACAAAAUCUCCCCCAAUGUUUCCUGGGUCAGAGACGUGGUCUGCCUUACUGUAAAUGUGGCCGCAGCAGUUUGCAAGGAGGCAACAGUGGCAGAAAAAAGGGUCUUCGACUCCGCUAAACUUUUAUUUUCAAAAGUUUGUUUGUUAUAUACUGAACACAGUGUGCCGUAUUAGAGGUUAGGCUCGGAGUCCCCGGGCGCCGUUCAUAAUGGCAGCCCACUGCUCCUAACACUAGGAUGGGUCAAAUGCAGAGAAACCAUUUUGUUACAUAGUAAGUAGGCCCACUGUUUGAUAAACUGCGGGACUGUUUGGACCUGAGGGGGGGGGGGGAGGAACCCGAGGCCUCUGCCUCUGCCACCCCCAGUACAGUGCCGUGUUGGGGCUGAGAAAAAUAUCACAUCCACUUAGCACUCGGUCUCCAUUUAGACCCCUCUUCCCUCUGUUUGUGCACGCAAACACUAAAACAGGAAGGUGUCUUCCACAGAGAUGGAAUUCUUUACAGUAGGGCCGCAAGUAAUAAUGACGUCAUUCGUCUGAUGAUUAGUUUCUCGAUUCAUUGUUUACUCUACAACCAUUUUAAGAAAUAGUAAAUGCCGUUAAAUGUUUCCAAAACCCAAGCUGACAUUUUUUUAAAGCUUAAUUUAUCUUACCAACAGUCUGAAACUAAAGGAGUUUUAGUUUAAUGUCACACGACACUAAUAAACUGCAUGAUUUUGCUUAAUAAAUGGCUUAAAACAAACUGAACAAAAUGAUCUGCAAUAAAAGGACCUCAACAAUA
This is a messenger RNA of Gymnodraco acuticeps, 3810 nucleotides long. It is a transcript of the gene b3gntl1, whose product is annotated as UDP-GlcNAc:betaGal beta-1,3-N-acetylglucosaminyltransferase-like 1. The coding region runs from base 309 to 1421 and encodes 370 amino acids. The record is from RefSeq and is a predicted model, not a curated record. NCBI's taxonomy places the organism in Eukaryota, Metazoa, Chordata, Actinopteri, Perciformes, Bathydraconidae. The transcript has 12 exons.